Messenger RNA from Amoebophrya sp. A25, 1873 nucleotides. The record is from the annotation of a GenBank genome assembly. NCBI's taxonomy places the organism in Eukaryota, Dinophyceae, Syndiniales, Amoebophryaceae.
UAAUGUGUCAAGUAGUAAGAGGUAUGGGUAUCUUCAAUCAUUUAAGUCUCGUUUGACUCGGUUUCACUUUUUUCGUUAUUUUCCAACUACUAUACUUCACGUAGUCACUCAUCCCGCUGUGCAAAUGCCUUUAUGUUCGCCAACUCACUUCUUGAGGAAUCCGGUAAAUUAUGGGCAUUGCAGGAGUGCGCACGUAGGACUCAAACUCAUUACAAAUUCAAAUUAUGCUAUCAUGAUUUUUCAAUCGUGUUUACCCACGUCGAUGUAUUUUUUCAUCCUGUCCAGAUUCUCCAUAUUCUUGAUGUAGCGAUUCGGAGUUAUUAUUUCACCCAGAUCAGCAAAAUGCAAUUUUUUCUCCGCAUCAAAUUCGCCUUCACCGCGAUUGUCCUAGAAGGUGUCCAUGGGCUGAACCGUUCUAAGCAUAGGCCUACCACGCUUGUUGAAUUGGCGUCUGCAGAGCAUCCCUUCGGGACGCGUGUGAAAGAGCCACGACAGAAUGACCCACUCCCAACGCAGAUCAAAGUGCUGAAAAUCGACAAUGAGGAGGUGGAGCAAGCGAAAAGCGGGAACCUUGGGCUCCGCGGUUUGCAGUCCAGCAAUCCGGAUAAGCUCCUGCACGACGAUGACAUGCUGUUCAUAAAGUAGCUGGGGGGGGUGACCAAUAAAGUCUCGAGAAGUAAAUGACAACCCCGACAAACGACGGGGCGGCUACAACGCAAACUUUGUAUCAUGCGAUCUCAAGCACCAAAACCGGCAAUGGAUUGCGUGACCGAAUGACGCAAUACCGCUACGCAAUACCGGAGCAGCAGAGUUUCAAAGAGGUGUUGUCCGAUGAUGAGGCAGCACGACAAGCGACAUCAAAGGAGGAGGAGGCAGCACCGGCGGAGGUGGCACCAGCGGAGGCACCACCGGAACCGGCGGAGGGAGCAUCGGCAAAAGAUAGGGAGCCACCAAAGGAGGAGGCAGCACCGGCAGAAGUAGCACCAGCGGAGGAGGCACCACCGACACCGGCGGAGGAGGCACCAGCAGAUGUGGGGCCUCCAAAGGAGACUGCAGCACCGGUAGAGGAGGCAGUAUCUACACCUGCGGUGGAGGAGGCAGUACUGGCACCGGCGGAGGUGGAGGUGGAGGAAGCGGCAACGGCGGCGGAUCCACCGGCGGCGGCUGAACCAACACCGGAGGCAUCGGAGGUCGGGGCGGAGGCACCUCCGGUGGAUGAGGAGUUGGCUGCGGCUGCAGCCGCGGCACCUGCUGCCUCGAGUGAACCGACGAAGGACUCAGCUGCUGGAGCAGAGCAGAAGAAGUCUCCGCGUGCUGGGAAUUUGCGCGGUACUCGAUGCUUCGACGCAGCGCUGGGCUGCAACUAGUGCAGUCUGCAGAAACUAGUAGAUUUGAAACGAAGUGGUAUAGUGCCACUGCAAUUGGGGCGGGCCAGCAUGUACAGUUUUAUCUCAACACUUUUUGAACAGGUUUUUACAAGAACAGGAAAUCAAAGGAGAUGUAGAACUAGAAUUGCAAGUAGCAAAGCAGAAUGAACAUCUUCUAAUUCAUAUAAUUGCAUAUUGGGGGAUAUCUCCAAGAGUUGUCUCAAGAUACCACCAAGAACCCCUUUCAUUUUGACUGGUCAUGUGAAGCUAAUGUUGUGCUAAUCAUCCAUGUAAUGGAACCUUGUCAGGAAAGACCCAGAAAUACCCAGUCCGCAUGUAGCAAUGUUGUAUUCGUGCACACAAAUGAAACUUCUUGAGAAAAAAUGAGCAACAGGUGCCUCUUGCUCGUGAAAUGAGAGAGCUCGCUCAGGUGGAUCCAGUAAAUAUUAUCUUUGUCCGACCUAUGUGAGUGUUCCGUUCCCGGUCUUUGCAUCCCGAAGAAUUUU